GGAUUAUAGAGAAAAGGAUAAAGAAUGAUAAAGGGAGAAGAGAUGUAGACUGGAGCGUAGCAGUGAAAGACAGAGUAACAAACUGAGCAUAGGAGAUAAAAGGUAGAAGUCCUGGAAAGCUGAACUGAGAUAAACAGGUGAAAGAAAGGAUUAUAGAGAAAAGGAUAAAGGAUGAUAAAGGGAGACAGCGAUGUAGACUGGAGCGUAGCAGUGAAGGACAGAGGAACAGAUUGAGAAAGGGGGAUAAGAAACAGAAGUCCUGGAAAGCUGAAUUGAGAUAGACGAACGGGGGAUAGACAUUAUUGGAUGAAAGGCGAUGCAGGGAGACUGAGAUAAAGACAAGCGAGGGAGUGAAGGACAGAGGGACAGCGGAAAGGACAGAAGAACAGAGGAAGUGAGGGAGAUAGAGAUAACCGCCUGGAAAGCUAAACUGAGAUGAAGAGAUGAAAUGAAGGAUAAAGAUAAGGAAGGACGCUGAGAGGAGACAGAUAAAAACUCAACCCCGGCAACGAAGGACAAAAGGACAGAGGGAAGGACAGGGAGGGACAGACGGAGACAGCAGUGGCGGUGGUGGUGGUGCUGUUGGUAGUGACUGUGGCGCUAGUGACAUGUUGCAAGAAUCCAAGGGCGCACCAGUGGCACCAAGUUAGAGGGCCACGCGCACGCCACUCACCACUCGCCGCGCGCCCGCCCCCACGCCCGCACGCGCCUCGCAGUGCCACGUCUCCUCCAAGACCCACCAGGGAGCCUCUUGUGCCCCCUGGAAGACGCACACGCCCCCCCAGUGAGACAGUCGUGACAAGGAAAAUAAAAAAAAGGACAAAGUAGUUAACCAUAAAGAAAAUUACGUAGAGUUGUAAAAAGAGCCAUAACUGGAAGGAGAUAAAGGGAGAAAAGUCUUAAAAAACAAACAGGAAGAACAUGUAACAAUAAACAUAGAGAGAGAAGUGAAAUAUCGCAAUUCAAGGAGGAAAAAAAAAUAAAACGCCGGGAAUGACUGAUUGAAUGUGACUAACAAAGAAAAAAACAAAGACAGUAAGGCGUUAAAAAAGUAAAAAUUAACAACAAAACAUCAAAAACUGUGUAGAAAUAAAAAAGAAAAGCAAAGUAUUAAAUAGGAAGACUUCGAUGUGAUUGAGGGAGAACAAAGGAAAACGGUGAAAAGUGAAAUGUUGAAAAGGGAGGAAAAGUAAAGAAGAGAAAACAGGAAAAGACUAUAGAGCAGGCCAGCAGGAAAACACCACACAUCAGCCCAAAGGAACGACUUAAUUGGCUUGUUUACGGACAGUUCGGCGCCAUGAUGGAAGUUGGAUGGAUGAGUGAGGGGGGGCAGAGAUGUCCGGCCCGGGAGGGGGUAGCGCUCCCCUCAGCCCUACUCGCCCUGCCCCCCGCCUCCCCCUAGGACUGCCCCGCCCCCCUUCCGCCUCCAGACCCCAGCAGCCCUCACUGCAACACCAGGUUGGCGAGCUCGAGGCCAAGGCAGCCAGCAUGAGGACCGUUCUCUCGCAGCUGGUGGACGCCGACAAGGACGUGGACACGGAGGGCACGGUGGGCGGGGAGGGCGGGGUACUUCUAUCCUCCGCCUGCGACUCCCCGCCCCCGCUGCCCUCCCUCAUUUUCGACGCCCCGCCCAUGAGCCACGUGACCCCCGCCCUCCUCGGCAGUAACUCCGACCUGACCCACCCACAUAUGUAUCGGUGCGGCAGCCCCCACCCCCUCACCGCCAACACCACCCUCAGCGGCCUCGUCUUCAACAACAAUUUUGAGUUCCCCAACGACAACAACAACACCACCACGAACGACUUCAUUGAGAACCAUGACCUGCCUGACUGCAACUCCAACACCGAGUACUGCCCGGGCGAGCUGAGGUACCCUUCCCCGCACACCUCCAGGCCUGUGUCCCGCGCCUCUUCCCACGCCUCGCUUCCCGCCUCCACCGCCUCGCACGUGCCACGCCGCUCGCAGUCCUCACACACGCAGCCCAGGGGAAACCGCCGGUACCUGCGCCAGACUCGCUCGGCCUCCCGCGGCAGCAGACAGGGUUCAGGGGGCAGCCUCAACCUCCCCGGAGGACUGUCCACCUCCAGCCUCAACCUUGACUCCCAGGAGGACAUCGCCACCCUCAUCCUCACCCUCAGGAAGGAAAGGUCACGGCUGCUGCAGGAGAUCGAAGCCGAGGAGGAGGAGCGGGCCUGGUUCUACUCACAGCUUGAGAACCUUAACCAGCAGCUCCGUCGCUCCAGCACAGACAACGUGAGUACCCCAUUAAACCCCCAUUGUAGAGUACCCAUUAGAUGUACCUUGUGAUUGGGUACCGUUAAAUAUUCUUGUCUCUUCUCUCUCUUUAAUACUAUACAAAUAAUUCUCUUGUUAGUAGUAACAUUUCCGUCUACCUUCCUGGAUCCAUUCAUUUUCUCUUUGCAUGCACUAUCUUCUCUUCUUUUAGUGUGGAUUCCUUUUUUCCUUCUCCAUUGUGACCUUUUAAGUGUAAGUUGUUUGGCCAACAUGACUGGAAUAAAGGUAGGUCAAAGAAGAAGAAAAAGAUUGGCAGGUAAGGUGAGAAGACAUUAUCAGGCUGACAGAAGCAGUGUACUUUAUGCUUCCCGGUGCACACACGUGAAAAUCGUCUGAAAGUCAAUGAGUCUAUUUAUUAGGGAGAGGUGAAACAGGUAGGCUACAUAGAUAUUGAAUGUGGAGUUAUAGAACCAGAGGAGGAAAGGGGUAAAGGGAAAUGCAAAAAGUGUGUUUAUUAAGACAAGUAAGGAGUUAAAGGAAAUAGGAGCACAGAAGAUGUUAGAGCAGAUACUUAGGAGGGAAAGAAGACAAACAUAUGGAUGUACUUUUAUCAAUCAAAACAAGGAAGAAUGGGAUGAAGGAGAAAGCAAACAGAUAUUAUAUAAACUUCGGCAGUUGAACAGAAUGAGAAGGUAGAAGGUACAGAAGCUAUUUUCCCUUUUAUCGUCUUUUUUUUUCGUGUAAAGAAGCGGUAAUGAAAAAAGGAAAGGGAGAAUAAAUAAGAAGGAGGAAGAGGCAAAAAACAGCUACUCCUACACAGCGAUAUUAAGAGAGAGGAAUGAUUGAAUGAAUGCAGGGAGAGAAUGAAUGAGCGUGUGACUGAAUGAAUAAAUGAAGGAAGGAGGGAAAGAAUGAAGAACUGAAUGAAUGAAUGAAGGAAGGAAGGAAGGAAGGAAGAGUGUAUUACUGUUUGAAGAGGCAAAAAACAACUACUACACAGUUAAAAUAAGAAAGAGGAAUGAUUGAAUGAAUGAAAGAAUGAAUGAAUGAGCGUGUGACUGAAUGAAUAAAUGAAGGCAGGAGGGAAAGUGGGAAGGAGUGAAAGAAUGAAGAACUGAAUGAAGAAAGGAAGGAAGAGUGUAUUACUUUUUUUUGUGUGUGUGUGUGUUGGUGGUGUUUGCGGUGUUGUGGUGUUUUGGUGUUGGCACGAGCACCUGUUGUGUCGUGGCCGCUCCCGUGACUCCCGGAGAUUAUUUAUGUCGACCACCACCACCGCCGCCGCCGCCACCGCUAUCACCAACCCCAUCGCCGCCUACCUGUUUGCGGGGCCCAGGCGGUGGUGGUGGUGGUGGUGGCAAGGAAGUAGUGAUAUUAGUGAAACGCAACUCAUUUCUGUAAAGCAAGUGUUUGUUUAUAGUAUUUCCUUCACUGAUUGAUGGACGAGUUUAUUUAUUAUUCUCUUGUUCACAUAUGCACUUCAUCUAUUUGUUCAUGCAUUUAGUUAUCAUAUUAUCAUUCUUUGUGUGUGUAACGGGAAGAAGCCAUGAAUUUAAGCUUCGUUGCAUCAUGGGAGUGAGUGGGUUUAGUGUGUGUGUAUUACGUUCAUGUUUCAAUGCCUUUACUUAUAUCUACGCAACGCAUUUAUUUUUUUACACUGAUUCCUUCGUUUUGUAUUUUGUACCAUCUAAUGACGUAAUAGUGUUUUCCUUCAAAGAAAACAUUAGGAUACGAAAAAAGAAGAAAAACGAUUCGUCAUAUAUAAAUGCAUGGCCUUUCGUUUCUACCCCUUAUGAAGAAAAAUGUCACAGGAAGGAGGGAAGGGUGUGGAGGAAACUAUGUUAUUCAAACCGUAAUGUCAUGUUUUAUCACAGUACUUUAAUCUGUUCACCAACCCUAUUUCAAUAUUCACUUAUCUAAUAGGUUUCGAGCAUUUUCUUAUCAUCACUUCGUUCUGGCCUUGGACUGUCCACUAUGCCCUGAGAAAGAGGAAAGAAUCAAGAUAUAAAUACCAGCCCGAGACGUUGGUGUCCAUUAACCCAUCGUAAUGUUAUGGCGUAGGGAGCGUGUUUACUCCGGUGUUUAUUUCCGUAUUCUGUGUUUCCCCGCGGCCACCUGACACCCGCGACACCCCCCGUCACCCCUCCUUCCUUCCCCUCCCUUACCCCCUCCCCCCUACGUGGCGUCACUGUGGGUGUGUUUGCGUUCCGGAAGGCGCCUCUUUUUAUCCUCUGGUGACGUCCUGCGUGUAUUUUUGCCGCCUUGUUAUUUAUUGAGGAAGUCUUCGUUGUUUUCUGAGGUACUGGGUGUUGUGUGGAGGCUGUGUGUGUAUCUUUAUCGUGGUUGUUGUCACUUGUUUCUGAGAAGUUUAUUAAUAUUCUAGUUCUCUUAUUUGCGUGUAUUCUUGCCGCCUUGUUGUUUAUUGAGGAAGUCUUCGUUGUUUUAUGAGGUACUAGGUGUUGUGUGGAGGCUGUGUGUGUGUCUUUAUCGUGGUUGAUGUCAUUAUUGUUGGUUAUGCGAUGUUUUUGAUUUAUUUUGGUUGCGUAUAUUCUUGUCGUUCUGUAUUAAUUAUUGCUGAAGUCUUCGGUGUUUUGGUAGGUGCUGGGUGUUGUGUGGAGGCUGUGUGUGUAUCUUUAUCGUGGUUGUCAUAAUUAUUGCGAUUUUUUUUUAAUAUUGUGUUUUUGAUUUGCGUAUAUUCUGAGU
Molecule: messenger RNA, 4935 nt
Organism: Eriocheir sinensis (Chinese mitten crab)
Lineage: Eukaryota; Metazoa; Arthropoda; Malacostraca; Decapoda; Varunidae
Exons: 9
Coding region: 1336-2307 (323 amino acids)
Source: RefSeq, a predicted model, not a curated record